AAGAACUUUGCUCUCUAAGUCUUUAAGAAAAAUAACAAGACCUAACUUACUUUUGAAGACUAGAUCUAGAUCUAUUGAAUCUAUUCUAAAAGUAAGAUAGAGUAAGUAAGAGGCAUGUCAAAAAUGAUUAAAAGUGUCACUAGUGGUGGCAGUGUCCAGCCUAAUGGUGUAGAAAGCUUAACGUUUUUAAAAGAUUUCGCUCCAGGUCCACUUGAUGCUUACAGGAAAGACGCCUCAUUCAACUGGAAGCAAAUGGCUCUUUUCUUAGAAGGAGAAGACAUAUUAAGAUUUAAGUACAAAAUUUUCAAGACAUUAGAAAAUGACCCCAUAUUCUGCAAAGGAUUUGAGACCCCUUCUUUAGAAAAGCAGAGGGAGUUGACCUUCCGCAGAACUCAGCACGUCGUUAGCUACAAUUUCCUACCAGAAGAAGAGCUUUAUGAAAACCCUUUAAAAUAUCUAGCUUUUACAGAAGCUAUUGGCAUGUAUGACUGGACUGUGUCAGCAAAGUGGAAUCUAAAUGUGGAGGUAAAUUGAAUUUAAUUUAACCCAAUAAACCCUUUAAAAUAUCUAGCUUUUACAGAAGCUAUUGGCAUGUAUGACUGGACUGUGUCAGCAAAGUGGAAUCUAAAUGUGGAGAUGUUCUCAGGAACAGUGCGUAACAUGGGCUCACAGAGACACAAUGACAUAGUGGAACAAAGCAAAGCCAAUCAAAAUUUUGGGUGUUUUAUCCUGACAGAACUCAGUCAUGGUAGCAAUACAAAGAACAUGAGAACCACUGCAACAUACGACUCUAAGACCCAAGAAUUUGUGAUCAACACUCCAGAUUUUGAAGCCACCAAGAUCUGGGUUGGUAAUUUAGGGAAGCAGGCCACCCAUGGCAUCCUGUAUGCCCAGCUGUACACAGAGGAUGGUCUCUGUCAUGGGCUUCACACAUUUGUUGCCCCAAUCAGGGACCCGAAGACACUGCUUGCCUUACCCGGUGUGCUGGUCGGUGACAUGGGGGAGAAGAUUGGACUUAAUGGACUAGAUAACGGGUUUGUGGCUUUCAACCAGUUCAGAAUCCCACGAGAGAAUCUUCUGGACAAGUUUGGUGAUGUCACUCCUAGUGGGGAAUAUGUGACACCUUAUAAGGAUCCCAGCAAAAGAUUUGGCGCAUCCCUGGGUGCACUUUCUGGAGGAAGAGUUGGUAUCACUGGCAUGGGAGUAGCCAACCUCAGACUCUGUAUGCCCAUAGCAAUCAGAUACUCUGCUGUCCGGCGGCAGUUUGGUCCAGGAAGUGAUGAGAUAGCAGUAAUAGAAUACCAGCUUCAGCAAUGGAGACUCUUCCCUUAUUUAGCUGCUACUUAUGCCCUUGACAUUUUCUCCACUUCCUUCUUCAUGAACUUUGUUGAACUUCGAAUAGGGGUCAUGGUCGGAGACAAAAGUCAAAGACAGGCUGACCUAGGGAAAGAGAUCCAUGCCUUAUCUUGUGCCAGCAAACCUCUCUCAGGAUGGGUGGCAAGGGAUGCAAUCCAGGAGUGCCGUGAAGCCUGUGGUGGACACGGCUAUUUCAAAGUCAAUCGCCUCGGUGACAUCCGCAAUGACCAUGACCCCAAUAACACCUAUGAGGGAGACAACAAUGUUUUACUUCAACAGACCAGCAAUUAUCUUCUCUCUUUUGUGGAACCAGCAUCGGCAGGGGAAUCUAUUAGCAGUCCACUAGGUUCUGUGAAUUUUCUGACAAAUUUGCAGCAGAGAUUAAAGUCUAAAUUUACAGCAAAAACUAUCGAGGAUUGCCUGAACCCACUUGUUGCCCUUGAUGCCUACAAGUGGCUUGUGUCCUACCUUCUAGUGGAGAGCAAUCGCAGGCUGGCAGAGCAGACUUCAUCUGGGAAAGAUCCUUUCACUGCUAGGAAUGACAGUCAGGCUUAUUACUGCAGAUCUCUGGCACUUGCCUUUAUAGAACAUACAGUGCUGGAACGUUUUGUACUGAUUCUGGAGUCCAAGAACGAUGAGCCGACUCCUGUAGCUCUAAGACCAGUGCUACAGAGACUGUGUGCUUUGUAUGGACUUUGGAGUCUAGAGAAACAUCUAGCCACACUCUAUCAAGGUGGCUAUGUGUCUGGCGGUGAUUCCCCAAGACUGAUCAGAGAGACCAUCCUCCAGCUGUGCACACUGCUGAAGCCUGAUGCAGUUUCCCUGGUGGAUGCUAUUGCCCCUCCAGACUUUAUACUCAAUUCACCCAUUGGCUGCUCUGAUGGCCAGAUUUAUAAAAACUUGUAUAGCGCCAUGCUCCAGGGCAGUAAGAGUCUGGAGAGAGCUGAGUAUUGGCAGGAAGCUAUCACCCCACCACCACCCAGGACACCAGCCAAACUUUAGACUUAGUUAUCACCUAGAUUCUAAACUCUAGUUUCAACUUGAACUUUUCACCUGAAACAGGGGAUAUAUAUAUAUAUAUAUAUAUAUAUGUAAUGCUUUAUGUUGUCAUGAACUAUAUAUGUUGUGCAAUAAACCAAGAGUAUUGUAAAUAAAGGAUAGGAAGACAAAAGUAAAGAAUAAUUUGGAAGACAAAUAUAAAGAAUAAAUUGGAAGACAAAAGUAAAGAAUAAUUUGGAAGACAAAUGUAAAGAAUAAAUUGGAAGACAAAUGUAAAGAAUAAAUUGGAAGACAAAAGUAAAGAAUAAAUUGGAAGACAAAAGUAAAGAAUAAAUUGGAAGACAAAUGUAAAGAAUAAACUGGAUGAAAAACUGAUUUAAAGAUUUAAUUUGUUUAAACAAAUAUUUUUAUCUUGAUAUUUGUGAAAGGAGAAAAGAAUUAAUUACAUAGUUUUCUUUGUGAAUGUGCUUGCACUGUAGGAAAUUAUUCUAAACAGAUUUUGAACUUGGAGGAUGGGAUACAUUUUUUUUCUGAGCAUGUCCCUAGUGCCAUAUAUUUAUUGUAUUGACAGAGGGAAUGAGUCCAAAAGAGAUUAUUAAUAUUUGCCUUCUUGUAUUUCUACAACACGUUUGUCUGGACAUUCCAAAUUGUAUUGUUUGUGUCGGUCUGUCAGACGUCAGCGCAAAGUGAUAACCUAUUGUUCUAAGAACAAAAUUUUGACCGAUGAUGAGUGACACCGUUUCCAGACAAAUCUUACAUAAUAGAUUUUUUUGUUUUUUGUUGUUUUCUCUUGUUAUGCUUUUGUUGAUUUCUGAAAUUGAUUUUCAUGACAUUGAAGAUUAUUUUAAUCUCCAUUCUCUAAAUUUUGCUUAAUGAGCUUCUAUCAUAAUCAACUUUUUGACAAAACUAUUUCACUUGAAGUCAUUCCAAAAUGUCAUUUGUUAUAUUUCAUUCUUUUGGUUCGUAAAUUGCGUGAUAGAUAGCCUGAUGUGUUAUUUUUGUAGAACCAGGUAACUGUUGAAAAAGUUGUCACAAAAUCUGGUUUUGUUUCUCUUUGAUUAAACUGACAAAAAAAAAACAAUUAAAAAACUUGUUACUUAGGUAUCACUUACCUGUAUAUUCAAAUUACUUUUUCAAUCAACAAAAUGUCAAUUCCUGUAUGUGCAGCUUUAACCCUACCAGCCCUGAGCCCCUGAAACAUACAGUCCCCUAUGUCCUGAGCUCAUGAGGGCCUUGACCCUCUUUACUUACUAUCUUUGAAGCUCUAGAGCUAAUGAAAGUCAAGGAGUUUUUCUGACCAGUCAAUCUCUCACAGUAUCAUUCAGUGCAAGUAAAAACAUUCUUCUUUAUGAAGUUUUUACCUCAAAGAGUUUAAAUCAACUAAAAUAUCAAUCAACUUUAGGCGUGGUCGAGAGGCCAAGUGCGCUUGAACUUGGCUUGGCUACCUAGAAGGGGGCUCGAGGUUCGACACCUGACUCUGGCAGAGUUGUGUUUACUGAGCUGUCCAAAGGCAGCACGGAAAACCAACUCCUAGAUACCCCCUCCCCCCCACUGGUCCACUAAUGAGAUUGGACCAAAAGCGCUCUGAGCAUGCUAUAAGCAUGAAAGUAGCGCUAUAUAAAAGCUAUAAUUUUUUAAUUUUUUUUUUAUUACAAGCCUAGACCUACCUUAUAUAUGCCUGGUUCAUGUUAACUCUUUCUCUCCUGAUUGACGAUACCAUCGUUGAUUUGACCACUUCAAAAUAUUUUCUGGUUUUAUACAUUAAUUUGUGUUUUAUAAAAAGAGCAUGCAUUCCCAUAUGCCAAAUAAAAUAUUUUCUGAUUACAAAGUUACUGACCUUAAAUCAUAAAGGAGAAGUGAACUACAAAUGAGUAAAAUGAAUAAUUCCGUUGGAUCAGAGAAAAAGAGUUAACUCCAAAUUUUCAGAAAAUUCUCAUGUAAAACCACACCCAUUCAAUGUAAACACAUGGGCGCAACCGUUGGCCAAGCUUAACAUGUAGUUUUAUUAUGAUUGGUUGGUUAUUUUUAGAUUCUAAUUUUUUUAAAAACAGAAUUGGCAAGUACUGAAAAAACAGUCCACCAUCUUAGUAACCAUUAAGAAAUUACAGAUAAAUUGGUACACUGGUCUGGUAGUGUUAAUUAAUGGGAAUUGUCUACUGGUCUGGUAGUGUUAAUUAAUGGGAAUUGUCUACUGGUCUGGUAGUGUUAAUUAAUGGGAAUUGUCUACUGGUCUGGUAGUGUUAAUUAAUGGGAAUGGUCUACUGGUCUGGUAGUGUUAAUUAAUGGGAAUGGUCUACUGGUCUGGUAGUGUUAAUUAAUGGGAAUGGUCUACUGGUCUGGUAGUGUUAAUUAAUGGGAAUGGUCUACUGGUCUGGUAGUGUUAAUUACUGGGAAUGGUCUACUGGUCUGGUAGUGUUAAUUAAUGGGAAUGGUCUACUGGUCUGGUAGUGUUAAUUACUGGGAAUGGUCUACUGGUCUGGUAGUGUUAAUUAAUGGGAAUGGUCUACUGGUCUGGUAGUGUUAAUUACUGGGAAUGGUCUACUGGUCUGGUAGUGUUAAUUAAUGGGAAUGGUCUACUGGUCUGGUAGUGUUAAUUAAUGGGAAUGGUCUACUGGUCUGGUAGUGUUAAUUAAUGGGAAUGGUCUACUGGUCUGGUAGUGUUAAUUAAUGGGAAUGGUCUACUGGUCUGGUAGUGUUAAUUAAUGGGAAUGGUCUACUGGUCUGGUAGUGUUAAUUAAUGGGAAUGGUCUACUGGUCUGGUAGUGUUAAUUAAUGGGAAUGGUCUACUGGUCUGGUAGUGUUAAUUAAUGGGAAUUGUCUACUGGUCUGGUAGUGUUAAUUAAUGGGAAUGGUCUACUGGUCUGGUAGUGUUAAUUAAUGGGAAUGGUCUAAUGCUGAGAUGUUUUCCCUUUCAAGUGAUACUUUUAUCAUUACCAUUGUGUAGUGGGGAGGGAUAGAAGGGUCCAUGUCAUUUUUGUUUUUUUUCAUGCCCAAGUUAAAAAAGAAUAAUUGUUGUCUUUUGUUUUUUAACCAACUAUUUUAGCCUCUAUGUUAAAGUAAUGUAUUGAGAAAAUGUUAUAAAAUAUAUAAAUUGAGCAUGUUGUUAUGGUCUUUGGAAAAUUUAGUUGGUAAUAAUAGAUGUGAGAGAUAUUUGAUAUUUGCUUAUUAAACUAGAUGUAUAGAAAAUAGAAUAAACAUGCUUAUAUACAACCCCCUGCUGGAGCAAGUAAAAACAAAGGAUGUAUGGGCCACAUGGCCUUCAUCAUGUUUAUUGUAUUUGUUUUACACUCCUUCACCCCAGCAGCAGUAAAUCUAUGUGUUUAAAUAAAAGUAUGGGGUUUUUUUUGCUUGUUCAAAACAUUUAUUUGGAAAUACUGUACUUGCUGAAAUAGGUGUAACAGGAUUUUUGUUGGAGUACAUUUUUUGUUUUUUUAACAGUUAUAAUUUUACACACAUCUUGAAGAUAGAUUCACAAUUAAGGUCAACACUAGCCUCUUGUUGACCAACCGUUUGUUGAACAUUUCUUUCCCUUAGCUUAAUUUUCACAAUGUUCUCACCUAUUGUGGGGGCGCGGUGGCUGCGGGGUUAAGCGCUUGGCUUCUAAAUCCUGUGGGUCCUGGGUUAGAAUCUUGGUGAAGACGGAUUUUGAAUUUCGAGUUUUUUUAGAGCACCUCUUAGUCCAGCCAACUCUUAUGGGUACCUGAGUUAAGUUGGGGAAAGCAACUGUUGGUCAUUGUGCUGGCCACAUAGCACCUUGAUCUUUAACCCUUGGCCAAAGAAACAGGUGACCUUAACAUCAUCUGCCCUAUAGAUCGCAUGGUCUGAAAGGGAACUUAUAUUUACUUGCUUGCCUAUAGUGAGGCUCAAUCCAAGACACUAUAUUUCCAUCAAGUUACUAUCUUAUUUUUAGCAGCUUCAAUAGUCUCCCUCUCUUCAGGGUCUGCUCAAACAUUUUCAGCUUGUUUCUUACCAUCAAUACUACACUCUCACUUCUCAUAGUUCUGCUCAACAUUUUCAACUUUGGGAUUGAGAUUUGAGAGAAAUGGACUAUUCAUGCUGUCCUGCACCUUUUUUUUAAUGGCAAAUCUUUUGAGAUGGGUUGCCACAAGUCUCUCUGAAUUUUUUUUUCAUCAUUACUAAAAUUUUCUUCUCACUCUGCUGUUGACGUCUGUGAAUCGAAAAUGUAUUUCAUUAUGUACUGUUUGUACUGGAGAUGAAAGACUCUGUGACUCAAAGAAAUCUAAAUUUUAUCUAAUGUUUUAUUUCAUUGAUUUGUAUUUUGAGCUUGCGUUUAAUGUUUUUGAAUGUAGUAACAACUGAGAUUAUCAUGCCAUGCUCUUGUGAUAUAUGCCUUGAACUUUUGUAACAAUGGCUCUGAGUUGAAAUCCUGAUAGCUUCCAUCCCUGGUCGUCCUGUAGGCGAUUUAGACUAGGACAUAAUAAUCUUUAUUUCUUAAGUAAUUUGAAAGUUAUAAAACAAACUCUGACCUAUAUAUUUUUCUUAAUAUUUAAAUUUUGUUACUUACAUAAUGAGACAAUACUCUGUCACUAUUCUAGGUUAUUUGAUAUAUACGAAAUGGGUUGUUUCAAUGUAGCUAGAUUACAAGAGAAAUGGAAGUAGAAAUCUUUCUCUUCAUUCAAGUUCACUCCAUCGUUCAUGGCCGACGGCCGUAUGUAAACAAUAGUCAUGGUCGCUGACCAUCGUCCUCCCCCCCCCUUUUUUUUUUCCCAAUUAUGUUUAUUUGAGAUUAUCAUCUCCCUUACUUUACAGGUUUUAUAUUGCAACUGUCAGCAAUCUGUUUUUUUCUAAUUCCGAUUGUCAUCAAAGGCAUGAUAGAUGUGACUGGUUAGUUGGAACUUAUUGAUAUUCUAUUGACUCUGCUUCUUACAGAGAACAUAUCAUUCACAGCAUUUGGGAUUCUACUUAAAUGUACAUUUUGUUUGAUGUUUUUGAUACUUUUCCCUAUAGUCAUGUGAAAACAUCAGAACCAGGAAUAUUAGCAGUAUUUCCUUGUUUAUCAAAGUAUUGAAAGAAAUAAAGCUUAGAAUUUAUUGAA
This is a messenger RNA of Biomphalaria glabrata, 7411 nucleotides long. RefSeq names its product peroxisomal acyl-coenzyme A oxidase 3-like. The record is from RefSeq and is a predicted model, not a curated record. Gene Ontology annotation, molecular function: pristanoyl-CoA oxidase activity; FAD binding; fatty acid binding. Gene Ontology annotation, biological process: fatty acid beta-oxidation using acyl-CoA oxidase; lipid homeostasis. Bases 592 to 2358 code for a protein of 588 amino acids. The transcript has 16 exons. Lineage: Eukaryota; Metazoa; Mollusca; Gastropoda; Planorbidae. Gene Ontology annotation, cellular component: peroxisome.